Messenger RNA from Paramecium pentaurelia, 1513 nucleotides. The record is from the annotation of a GenBank genome assembly. NCBI's taxonomy places the organism in Eukaryota, Ciliophora, Oligohymenophorea, Peniculida, Parameciidae.
AUGUUUCCUGAUAAUUAAAUAAGUCUCUUUAAAAGAAAUUCUAGAUUUCAACCUCAAUUGGCUUCAGUUGAAAAUACUAAACCAUUUAUUGAUACAACAAAACUUAUUAAAUACACUGAUCCUGUUCAUAAGACACUUUUUGAAUAUCAACAAUAUAAAAAGAAUUAUAAUUAAAUGAAAUAAUCAAAAAUGAAAAAAAUACUAUCAAAAUCAGUUGAUAAGACAACCAAAUAAAUUAUUAAUAGUAAUAGUUAAUUAUCAUCAUCCGUUGAUUAUAAAAUUAAAUCUAGUGGAUAAAAUUUAAAAUAUAAUUAGAGUACUCAAAGUGUCAUAUCUGAAAGUAGUAUUACUAAAAAAGGAGUUCUUUAUGAUGGAAACAAUACUCAAGUCUAUAGAAUUUUAAUUGAAGGUCAUUUCAAUUAUUAUGCUCUUAAAAUAAGUAAAAUUAACAUGAAUAAAUGUUCUAAGGAAAUCUAUUAUCUUAAAUAAUUGAGACAUCCAAACAUAAUUGAACUCAAACAUCAUUAUGUAGUUUAUGAUAAAUCUAAUGUAAUAUCUCUUAAAUUAUAUAGGAUAAUAGGCCUAUGUUAUAUUAAAUUAUGCCAUUAAUGAGUUGUAAUUUAAGAUCCUUUUUAUAACAAUUUUAUAAACAUUCUAAUGUUUAAGAAAACAUUAAAGUUGCAGAUCCUAAAUUAAUCAAUCUAACUAAAUAAGAGAAAAAAGCAAAAUAAAUCUUAUUUAAAUUAUUUAUCUAUUAAAUAGUAAGAGCAGUAUCAUAUUUACAUCACAAGAACAUUACUCAUAGAGAUCUUAAUCCUAGAAAUAUUUUAAUUGAUGUUGAUACAUUAAGUGUCUAACUCUGUGAUUUUAAUAGUGCAAAAUCAUUAUUCUCUUAGAUUCCUUCUCCAAAUUAUGUUGGUGAACGAAAUUAUAGAGCACCAGAAUUAUUAUUAGGAGCUAAAUUAUAUAAUUAAUAAGUUGAUAUUUGGAGUUUGGGUUGUAUUAUUUCAGAAUGUUUUUUGGGCAAAUAAUUAUUUAAUGGAACUAAUACUGUUGAAACUAUGGCUGACAUUAUUAGAUUGCUAGGAACACCUACUCUUUAAGAAAUGAAAAAUCUAAAAUCUUAAAUAUUAGAUCUUAAAAUGCCUGAAAUACCUAAAUUUCCUAUGGCUAAACGAUUCUAAGAAAUAGAAAAUGAAUAAUUGAUUGAUUUGCUAGAGAAAAUAUUUGUUUAUGAUCCUAAUUAAAGAAUAUCUGCUUUUGAAAUUUUAUUACAUCCUUUCUUUUAAGAAUUGAAACAACCAAAUAUUAAAAUUAAUUCAAAAUCUCUUCCUAAUUUAUUUAAUUUUACAAAAGGUAUUAUUAUUUAAUACAAUUUCUAGAAGAGUUAUAGUUAGAUGAAUAUUAAAUUAAUCAAAAUAGAUUAAUACCAAAUUGGUUUACUGAAAAAUAAAAGAGAUUUGAAUAUCUAACAACCAGUAUGGAUGAUGCUAAAUUAUUAUUAAAUAAAUGA